Messenger RNA from Chanos chanos (milkfish), 6362 nucleotides. RefSeq names its product phthiocerol/phenolphthiocerol synthesis polyketide synthase type I PpsD-like. NCBI's taxonomy places the organism in Eukaryota, Metazoa, Chordata, Actinopteri, Gonorynchiformes, Chanidae. Gene Ontology annotation, biological process: fatty acid biosynthetic process. Gene Ontology annotation, molecular function: 3-oxoacyl-[acyl-carrier-protein] synthase activity. The transcript is spliced from 6 exons. Bases 1 to 6327 code for a protein of 2108 amino acids. The record is from RefSeq and is a predicted model, not a curated record.
AUGGAAGAAGCGGAUCAGGACAUUGCAGUGGUUGGUAUUGGGUGCAGUUUUCCAGGAGGUGAGGGUCUAGACAAUUUCUGGAAGGUUCUUGUGGAGGGAAGGAAUUGUGCUGUAGAAAUUCCAGAGGAGAGAUUUGACUCAAAAUACUGGUAUGAUCCUGAUGACAGCAAACUUGGAAAAGCAAGGACCUCAAAGGCUGCCUUAAUUGAUGGGUUCAAUGAAUUUGAUCAAAAGUUCUUUGGCAUCAUGGAUGCUGAGGCAACACAAAUGGACCCUCAGCACAAAAUUUUGUUACAGUGUACUUACAGAGCUUUGGAGAAUGCAGGGCUCCCUUUGGAGAAGGCUAAUGGAACCAGCACAGGAGUGUUCUUGGGUUUGAUGAACAGAGACUUUGAGCUUCACUCAAUGAAUGCAAAUCCAAAUGCUAUCAAUCACUGGACUGGAACUGGAUCUGCCAUGAGUAUAGCUGCUAACCGGAUAUCUUACAUUUUCAACUUUACUGGACCAUCUCUGGCCAUUGACAGUGCAUGUUCCUCCUCUCUUGUUGCCCUACACUUAGCAUGUCAGGCCAUUAAACAAGGUGAUUGUGAUAUGGCACUUUGUGCUGGUGUUAGCUGUAUUCUUGAGCCUCAAGUAUUUGUUGCUCUCAGCAAAGCAAAGAUGAUUUCUCCUGAGGGCACCAGCAAACCAUUUUCCAGAAGAGCUGAUGGCUAUGGCAGAGGAGAAGGUUGUGGUGUUGUUCUUCUGAAACCACUUAAGCAGGCUUUAAGAGACUUCGAUCAUGUGUGGGGAAUUAUCAGCAAAACUGCCAUAAAUCAAGAUGGCCACUCAGUCACUCCAAUAACAAAGCCAUCCAUGGUACAGCAAGAGGAGCUACUCAGGAGAAUUUACUCUACAAAGACUGACCGUGUAAAUGUCCAGUACAUAGAGGCUCAUGGAACUGGAACUCCAGUAGGAGAUCCCAUAGAGGCAGGUAGCAUCUCUAGAAUCCUUGCCAAAGUCAGACCUCCAGGAUCAGGACCUCUCUACAUUGGUUCUGUUAAGAGUAAUAUUGGGCACACAGAAUCUGCAGCAGGAAUUGCAGGACUGAUUAAGGUGCUAUUGAUGAUGAAACAUGAAACUAUUGUUCCUACAGUCUUCUACUCAGAGGACAGUUCCAGUAUAGAUGUGAAAGCUCUUAACUUGAAAAUACCUGCCAAAGCAGUGAAAUGGGAGAAUAAAGGUGAAAUUGGAAGAGUUGCAGGCAUCAACAACUUUGGGUUUGGAGGCACAAAUGCACAUACCACUGUAAGACAACAUAAAUACAUACAGGAUCCAAGACCAUGCAAACAGAAAUCAAAGCAAAUCUUUGUGCUUUCUGCAGCCUCAGAAAAGUCCCUUGCGAUGAUGAUUCAGGACACAGCAGAGCAUAUACAUUCAGGCAGCAUAGCAGAUCUACAAACCCUGGCAUAUACAUCAGCAUGUAGGAGAAGCCACUUCAAACACAGAUACAGGAAAGUGUUCCCAGCUUCAUCUCUGACAGAUUUAAAAGAGAAGCUCAUUUCUGCCGAGGACAAAAAAAUAGUUGCAUCUAAGCCAGACCCCAGGUUAGUUUUUGUGUUUUGUGGAAAUGGUGUUACCUACAGAGGCAUGUGUAGACAGAUUCUGAAGGAGGAACCUCUUUUCAGAGAUAAAGUGAAAGAGAUUGAGGCUCUUUUUCAGAGCCACAAAAGUACAAAUCUACUUGAAAAACUAGAAAGUGAUUCUGAUGAGAGUGAUGACUUUUCAAAACCAGAGGUUAUCCAACCUCUCCUCUUCACCAUUCAGGUUGCUAUUACCAGCCUUCUGAAUCACUGGGGUGUCAGGCCAGAUGCCAUUCUCGGGCAUUCUGUGGGUGAGGUUGCAGCUGCUCAUUGUUCUGGUCUGUUGUCUCUUGAGGAUGCAGUAAAAGUGAUCUAUCACAGGAGUCUUCUGCAGAGCAAGGUCACAGGGGGAAAGAUGUUAGUUGUUAGUAACAUGGCUGUGUCUGAGGUCUUGAAACUCCUCCCCUCUUACUCAGGAAAGGUCUGCUUAGCUGCCUACAACAGUCCUCAGUCCUGUACCCUUUCAGGAGAUGCAGAUGCUAUUUCUUGUCUGCACAAAAAUCUGAGCAACUCUGUCAAUAGCCAAAAGCUGUUCCUCCAUGUCUUGGAUGUUCCUGCAGCCUAUCACAGCCACAUGAUGGAUCCCAUCCUGCUGAAUGUAGAGGAGAGCAUAGGCAGCCUACAAGAGAACAAUCUGGUCACCGAAUUGUUUUCAACCGUCACAGGAAAGAGGUUCUGCCCUCCAGAUUUUGUUGAUGGCAAAUAUUGGGCAAAAAAUAUCAGGGAGCCAGUAGCAUUUGAACAGGCAGUGAAAUCAGCAGCUGAUGACAAGAAGAAUGUGGUUUUUGUAGAGAUAGGCCCAAGAAGGGCUCUUCAGAGAAACAUCAUAGAGAUACUGGGAAAAGACACAACAGUAUUGUGCUCAGUCCAGCCUGAUAAUGAUCAUGAAGCAAUGCUCACUCUUGUUUCAAAGUUAUUUGAGCUUGGUGUCAGUGUAAACUGGGACAAGCUCUAUAUUGGUUUUGAAACACCACCAGCAAAUAUCCCAAGAUAUCACUUUGACACUGCAAAGAAACCAAUUUCCACUGAGUAUGUACCACAGUAUUCUGAAAGCAACCAUCCAGUACUCACACAGAAAGGAAAAGGUGGCAAUGAAUUCACCUGUGAUUUGUCCUCUGAGUCAAUAUCUUACAUAAGUGACCAUAAGAAUAAUGGUGUUGCUAUCAUUCCUGGGUCCUUGUAUGCUGAACUUGGCCUGGCAGCUUUCAUGGCCAGUGCCAAACCCAAGGUGCCACUCAGCACCCUGAAGCUCAGUGUCAGUUUCCAAAGUCCAUUUCUGUUCACGCAAAACUCCACUGAAAUGAAAGUAAAACUUGAGCCAGCAGGAAAUGAGACCAAAUUCAAAAUAUACUCGAAAACAGCAACUUUUGCUGCCGGUAGCAUAGAGUAUCAAAAGGAAAGGCUGGUUGAGGUAUCUCAUAUUUCAUUAGAAUGUGUAUAUGAGAGAUGCAAAUCUGUGGUGAGUUCUGAUGAACUGUACAAAAGUCUUGAUCUCGGAGGAUUUCAGUAUGGCUCUGUGUUCAGGAACAAGUCAGAUGUUCACUAUGGCGAGGAGUUCAGGGAAGCCAUUUCACUUAUAACUGUCCCUGAGGAGUUGCUGCCCCAAUUGCAUGAGUUUUACAUUCACCCUGUAGUUUUGGACUAUCUGAUGCAGAUGACACUGAUCACCGUUAAUGGAUCUGAAGUGAAGCCCAGCUUCCCCUCUGCAGUAGGUAGCAUGACUGUUGUCGAUCACUUACAAGAUGAAAUGGUUAUUUAUUUGAAAGCCAUUGUGGUAACACCUGAGUAUUUUGAGGUGUGUGGUUGCUUCACAGACAAAGAAGGCAGAGUUUUGGUUGAGCUCAAGCAUAUAAUGGUGAAGUAUUUUGGGGGCCGUUCUAGUGUUGUUGAAGAAAACUUCUAUCACAAUGAGUUCAGUGUAAUAUCUGCGGAUAUUCAUACAUCCAGUGAUUGCAGAGCUUUGGUCUUUGCUGAUCAGUUAGGAGUUUCCAGAGCUUUACAGAGACACUUAAACCCUGCAUCAACAUACAUUUCACCUAAACAUAGCAAGACGCUACUGCAGCAUGGCUUUGCAGGAUUACUCACAGCACUUAAGAUCUCUGAUGUCAAGAAAAACUUCCAAGAGAUCAUCUUCUUGUGGGGGACAGAACAGCUCACCUCACAUGAAACAGAAGCAGUUCUUGAGAACGUUGCAAAUUGUUGCGAGAAUUUCCGCCUGAUUGUUGCUGCACUGAAAGCGAUGAAUUUUGGAAACUGCAUUAGAGUAGUAACUUGUCAGUCUGCAGAGAAUACUGUGAACAGCAUCAGCCCUGGAUUCUCUCUGUGUGGCAUGACAAGAGCAUGUGCUGCAGAGAUAUCAAAUCUCUCUUUCCAGCUGAUAGACAUCAGCUCUUUUUCUACAGAGAAUAUCAAAGCCCUGGCUCAAGUCAUCAGUUCAUGUCCUCCCAGAAAACACCCUGAGGUGGUGGUGAAAGACGGUCAGGUUCUUAAACCGUGCAUCAGCCGCACCCCGAAUCUGCUCUUCGACAAUGCUGAAAGCAACAUCAAUUCUAUGCUCAAUGAGAAUUUUGUUUUACAGAUAGCUGAUCCACACAGAAUGAAAAACUUGUCAGCUCUUCCUUCUAGUGCUUUGGCAAACCAAUUUCAAGAAAAAAGGGUUGAAAUUCAGCUUGAUACAAUAUGCGUUCACUCUUCAGACUACUUUCCAGUCAGUGUCACAGAUUUUAAGUUUGGUCAGACAAUGUACUGGAGUAAGCACAUGACUCAGAAUCACAAGCUACUAGCACUUGACUUUAGUGGCACUGUCACAGCUGUAGGGAAAGAUGUGAGAAAUCUUAAAGUAGGAGAUCAGAUUGUUUCUUGUUACCCUGUGACUGCUUCUAGCAGCAUUACAAUUCCAGACACUGUUUGUUUCAAAACAAAGAGACUUCCUUGGUUGAGGGACAACCCCUGUGCAUCAUACUGUGCACUAGCUUGGGAGAUUUUGCAGAAGGUACUACCCAAGGCAAAACAGCAGAGGAAGUUGGGCAUUGUCUCUCCAGUGUCAGAUUCAGGUCUACUGAAGGUUUUAAUCCUCUCUGCUGGCAAAUCAGGGUGGAAUACCAUGGUAGGUCCUGAAUUUAGAGGAUUCCAGAAUGAGAACAAGUUUGAUGCUUUAGUCUUGCUUCCACCAUUUGACAAGUAUGUUUUCACAGAGGCUUGCAAGAUCUCAGGUGUAAAGGAUGUUAUCACUGUGUGCAAAAACAAGCCAUCCUUCCUCACAGAGAACAUUUUCAGUCAUUGCAAUGACAAUGUCCGCAUGCACACCAUUCAGAUGUCCAGCAUCCUGGAUAAAGGCACCCUUAGAGCACACAUGCCAUACAUUUACAAAUGGCUGAAGAGAAUGCAUUUGGACCGCAGGGCAUUAGAUAUUCCUUUCACUGUCUGUCAGAAAGAGACUUCUGAAAUUGAUUUGCUGGCAGUACAAGAGUCAGACUCAGAGUCAUAUUUCAGAGCAAGGACCAUGUCCUUGGUGGUAAUGAGCAAUGGUGAUGAAAAGAAAGCAUUAUCAGAGAUCCCAUUCAUGCACAACCAGAAGCAAAUGUUCAAGAAAAACUCUGUGUAUAUUGUGACUGGCGGACUGUCAGGGUUAGGGUUUGAGACAGUAAAAUUCAUUGCACAGAGAGGUGGAGGGUACAUUGUCAUUCUCUCCAGAAGUCAUCCCAGUCCUGCUAUGCAGGAAGAGAUCAACAGUUUAACAAAUCAGUUUGAGGCUGUCAUUGUUAGUUUACAGUGUGAUGUCUCAAUCCCUGUCCAGGUAGAGAAGGUUGUUGCUGACAUUGGACAGAGGUUCCCCACUUGUCCAAUCAGAGGAAUUUUCCACAGUGCAGUUGUCCUUCAUGAUGCGCUGAUUGAGAAUCUCAACAAAACUCUCUUUGAGAAAGUAUUGAGGCCAAAGGUGAAUGGAGCUUUGAAUCUGCACCGUGCCACUAGGCGCUGCAAGUUGGAUUAUUUUGUGUGCUAUUCUUCCAUCUGCUCUUUUAUUGGCAAUGCAUCACAGACAAAUUAUGCUGCCGCCAACUCUUUUCUUGACAUGUUCUGUCAUUACCGGAGACAUCUUGGGCUUGCUGGACAGUCCAUAAACUGGGGAGCCCUCAAUCUCGGUCUCCUCUUGGACAAGGAUCACCUUCAAAAGUUCUUGGAGGCAAAGGGCAUAAUGGUGUUAGGUAUAGAUGAGAUUCAUGAAAGUCUAGUAAAGUGUCUUCAGCUGAACAGACCUCAACAGGCUGUGUGUAAAUUCAGCUUUAAGAACAUGGCAAACCAUGUUGAUUCUCAAAACAUGUCUCUGGCAAUUCGUUUGGCUGCAGUUGUAGAAGGAUUCAAAACAGAUGGAAUCCGUAAUUUCAAACAGAGUAAAAACCCAGCUCCUUCCUCACCUGAUGAAUUUGUAAGGAGUGUGCUCAGUGAAACUAUUAAUGUCAGUAAAGAUGAGUUAAAUUAUGACACUACUUUGUCAGGUUUGGGCAUUGAUUCCAUGUUAGCUAUGACUCUGCAAGAUCUCAUUUUUCAGGAAAGAGGUGUGAAUAUUCCCCUUGUGAAACUGUUAGAUCCAAACAGUACUGUGUUGACUUUGGUGUCCAUACUGACAGAGACCAAAGACAAACUUCCUCAUCAUCAGGAUGAUGCAGAUCACAGCCUAACAAAUGACAUAAUAACAAAACUUUAAAAUAGCAUUGCAAGAGGUCCCUAGCUUUACCUUGA